Molecule: messenger RNA, 1284 nt
Organism: Helobdella robusta
Lineage: Eukaryota; Metazoa; Annelida; Clitellata; Rhynchobdellida; Glossiphoniidae
Exons: 5
Coding region: 1-1284 (427 amino acids)
Source: RefSeq, a predicted model, not a curated record
AUGAAGCCAGAUCAACUGUACGUAAUCCCACUCAGAGCCUCUGCCAUUACGAAGUCAGCCCAUGAAGAUCAGCACAUUUCCACAACUGUACUGCUAUCUGGCUGGCUGGCAUCCUACAUUCAAGUGAUGCUCACUGCCAAUGAAGAAUUGUAUGCGUGGUUUUUUUGCUGUGUAGCUGGAAUGGAACUACUGAACAUGUUGUCCACACGGUCGUCGGCCGCAUCGGUCUCCAGGGAUCCUCUCGACCUGGAUUACUCUGGUGUUUUUGACAAGCUGACGGCCGUACUGAAAUGUGUACCGGUGUACGACCAUAUCCCUAAGCCAUGCAGGGAGAAGUUCGCACAUGAUCUGAACGCCUUGCUGACGGCUGUUUGUAAUGACCUUGGUGACCCGGCUCACUGGGUUAGACUCCACUGUUUUGUCCCAUACGUCUUACAGAAGACUUCCAGAGGGGGUCGCCGGGUCAACCAGGGCAAUCUAGUCAACAAGCGUCUAAGCGAAUAUUCAACUAUUGGUUUUGAAACCCUGGUACUGUGCUUUGAUGGGUUCAAUAAUGCCAAAUCACAAAAGCACAACCCCGAUCGGUGGAUCAACGCUGUGUCAUCUUGUAUUGAACAGGAAAACCUGUCCUCGGCUGUCAGACAUGUCUGUUCGCCGGAGGGCCUGGCGGAGAGCUCGCCAACCACUUUCGAUAAAUUAUGUUCCAUCCACCCAAACAUUCCGGUGGACAGGCGGGUCUUCCCCGCAUUGGCACCAACGGCUGGUUGCGUUUCUCCCGCCGAAGUGCUGAGGGCCGUUAAAUUGUUCAAAAACGGUUCUUCUGGAGGCCUGGAUGGCCUACGACCCCAACACCUUAAGGAUGUUUUUUCUGGCCUCUUGCCAAUCGACGACACACUGAACUCCUUAACCCAAUUCAUUAAUUUGAUCCUAUCUGGAGCUUGCCCACUUUCCGUCCGCCGUUUGCCCAAAUUGAUGUACUUCCUGCGUACAUCCAAACACAUUGAUCUUUCUAAAUUGGGCGAAUUUGACAGAGCACUGCGCACCGCCCUGUCGUCGAUUUGCAAAGUUCAAAGAGCCGGUAGAUGUUUGGCGUGGGAUGUUACGGUCCCUGGCACCCUUGCCAAACGAUAUGUAAACCUGACAAGUAAAGAAUGCGGUUUGGCCGCGGCCAGAGCAGCGGACGAGAAAAUGAAAAGAUAUGGGAACGCCCUCCCCUCGAUGGAAUUUUUGCCUAAUUUCUUAAGGCAAUAUAGCAGUGGUGUUGGCAAGAAAAAGUUUAAGUGA